Parasteatoda tepidariorum (common house spider) is the source of this 349-nucleotide messenger RNA. NCBI's taxonomy places the organism in Eukaryota, Metazoa, Arthropoda, Arachnida, Araneae, Theridiidae. The record is from RefSeq and is a predicted model, not a curated record.
AUGUUACCUGGGAUGAAAUCUUCUUGUUGUAUAUCUAAUAAGAGUUUUUCAGAAAAAAUUAAUAUGACUGAACACAGUCGUGCUGAUACUGGUAAGAAACCUUAUUCUUGUAGAAUAUGUGAUAAGAGUUUUUCAAAAAAAGAAAAAAAUAAUCUCACCAGACACGGUCGUGUUCAUACUGGUGCGAAGCCUUACUCUUGUAGUAUAUGUAAUAAGAGUUUUUCAGAAAAAAAUUAUCUCACCAGACACUAUCGUGUUCAUACUGGUGAGAAGCCUUAUACUUGUAGUAUAUGUUUUAAACUUUUUUCACUAAAAAGUAAUCUGAAUGAACACGGUCGUGUUCAUACUG